AAUAAAUUAUUAUCAAAUUUGGCUACUAGCUGUUUGCCCUAACGAUACGCAGAUUAAGUAACGUGGCACGCUACUGUGGCUGUCUGAGUGCCAAGCAAACAAAAAUGGUCAAAGUCAGUAACACUUUAAUCACAGUCUUAGUUGUGGACCUGCUGGCCACAUGUGGGGACAUAACAGUAACCUGGUCAUCCCCAAUGUACCCCAAACUCAUCUCAAACGACUCCUCCGUGAAUCCGCUAGGGAGGCCAAUCACUGAGGAUGAAUAUUCCUGGAUAGGCAGCCUGAUCAACAUUGGGGCCAUAGUGGGGGCGCUCCCAUGUGGAUUUGUAGCGGACAAAAUCGGCCGCAAAUUCACCCUGAUUGGCCUGGCCGUGCCCCACCUGGUCGCCUAUUUGAUCUACGCGUUUGCUGACAGCAUCUACCUGUUUUAUCUGGGGAGGUUCAUUAACGGGAUUUCUGAAGGGGCUGGUUAUGCGAUUCUGCCCAUGUACUUGGCUGAAAUCACCGAUGAUUCCAACCGGGCGGCCCUAUCGGUGACUCUGAACAUUUUCUGGACCCUGGGGAAUUUUAUUCCCUUCGCCAUUGGGCCCUACUUGGAGGUGCGGGUUUUCAACUUGAUCCUAGCCGGGAUACCGUGUGUUUUUUUGGCGUGUUUUCUCCUAGUCGGGUGCGAAACGCCGCAUUAUUUGGUGCAAGUGGGGCGCGAUGCCCAGGCUGCCGACACCAUCGCCCACCUGCGGUCUUGCAGUAGGGAAAGCGCGGAGAAAGAAGUGAAGAUUUUAAAAGGCGCCCAUGAGGAUGAAACCGGAAGCCUGGCGGAUAUAGUGAAAAACCCCGGCUUGCGGAAGGCGCUCCUCAUCUCACUAGCUUUGAUUGUUUUACAGCAAUUUUCUGGAAUUGCCGCUGUUGACUCCUAUUUGGAGCCGAUAUUCCAAGCCACCGGCUCCGACUUUUCCGCCUCAGUUUCCUCGACAAUCUGCGGCGCCUGCAUGUUCCUGUUCAGCUUCCCCACCACAUUCAUCAUCGAAAGGGCAGGCAAAAAGUGGCCGCUGGCAAUCUCCUGCCUGGGCGACGCCUUGUCCCUUCUGGCCCUCGGCGCUUUCUUCUACAUCAAGGACAGCACUUCUUUGGACGCGGCGUCGCUCUCCUGGCUGCCCAUCGCGGGCCUCAUCAGCUACAUUUUCUUCUUCAACUUGGGCUUUGCCGCCCUCCCAUGGACCAUCAGCUCGGAACUGUUCCCCAACAACGUGAAGCCAGUUUCAGCUUCAGCAGUUGCUGGCUUGUCUUGGAUGACCGCUUUUGUUGUCACGAAGUUCUUCAGCAGUUUGACGAAUGCUGUCGGUCGAGCUGCCACUUUUUGGAUGUUUGGUGCCUGCUGCUUGUUUACGGUGCUGUUUGAUGUUCUGUGGGUUCCGGAGACGAAAGGCAAAAGCUUUAGCGAAAUUCAGAACAUGCUGCAGGAGUAAAAGGGAAAUUGGAUGAACUGCUGCAAGCCAAUGAUCUGAUCUGGGAAAAGGAAGGUGGACGUUCAGAAGAAGAUGAGUGGUGGAAGCUGAGGCUGUAAUGCUAGAGCGCUUUACUGUCUCUGUAAUUUGAGUAAAGUUUUCAGCAAAUGAAUGUAACCAACAAUAAAGCCUCAAAACUUGCCUCAA
This is a messenger RNA of Dendroctonus ponderosae (mountain pine beetle), 1652 nucleotides long. RefSeq names its product facilitated trehalose transporter Tret1. Gene Ontology annotation, molecular function: transmembrane transporter activity. Gene Ontology annotation, cellular component: membrane. NCBI's taxonomy places the organism in Eukaryota, Metazoa, Arthropoda, Insecta, Coleoptera, Curculionidae. The record is from RefSeq and is a predicted model, not a curated record. Gene Ontology annotation, biological process: transmembrane transport. Bases 105 to 1466 code for a protein of 453 amino acids. The transcript has 2 exons.